AUGACAUCCAGUCAGAUGGCGGGCACUUUCUUCAAAUAUGCUGCCAUCGCAGUGGGAGCUGUGGUCGGGCUAUACGCUCUCUUAUUAGGACUGCUCAGCACGUCGACUUUCCAGACCCACGUCGUGUACCUGCAUGCAAUUCAGAUGACAUGGUUUAAGGACCUUAACACUCCCGAGAUAUUUGGCUUUUUAAGAAACCAGGUCACCCCCUUCUCUAUCAAAACUCCAGAUGGGGAACGACUCUACGCUUGGCACGUUCUCCCCAUAGAACUAUACCGUAAACAUGAAAAGGCUCUUCUUGAGGAACCUUCCGGGUUUGCCUCUGAUAUCAAGUCUCGAGUUGGAUUCCAAUUACUGCAGAAUGAUCCCGAGGCGAGGCUGGUCAUCCAUAUGCAUGGUGCUGGUGGAACUGUCGCUUCGGGAUACAGAGUCCCCAACUACCGUGCACUAUCUGCUGGCAGUCCUGGCAAAAUACACGUUUUAACGUUUGACUACCGAGGAUUUGGAAAAAGUACUGGGUCACCAUCUGAGACUGGACUUAUCACUGAUGCCCUCGCUGUGGUCGACUGGGCAAUGCGUGUCGUUGGGAUUCCCCAAUCUCGAAUUCUCAUUUUUGGUCAAUCAAUGGGCACAGCUGUCAGCAUUGCCGUUUGUAAGCAUCUUGCUGUCCAAAGUCCUCCCGUUGUCUUUGCAGGUACCGUGCUCGUUGCGCCAUUUGUUGAUGUUGCAACACUAGUGACCACUUAUCGCUUGGCGGGGACUGUUCCGAUUAUCUCACCACUGAGCAGAUUCCCGUCGAUAUUUAAAUAUCUCCAGAGACUUAUUCGGGAUAAAUGGUCGAGCAAAGACUCAAUUGCUCAGUACGUUCGCGCCAACGAGUUGAAUGACAAGAAAUACCGACUGGCGAUAAUCCAUGCCGAAGAUGACUAUGAUAUUCCAUGGCAUCACUCUCGGCUACUAUUCUGGCAUGCCGUUAGUGCCUCGACGACUGCGGGAAUCAGUUAUGAUGAUUUCGAACUCGAGAGGCUGGAAUCGAUGGCAGACUUUGGGGCUGCGGGUUCCCUGAUGGAAUGGAAAACGAAUAAUGGGGUCCUCCGAGAAGAGAUCUUAAAAACUGGAUUACACGAUGUGGUCAUGGGGUAUCCUGUAAUCACCAUGGCUGUAAUGCGAUUUUUUGAAGCAGCUGAUGCGUCGCUUUUAUAUUCUUGA
This is a messenger RNA of Penicillium taxi, 1209 nucleotides long. RefSeq names its product alpha/beta hydrolase. The transcript has a single exon. Bases 1 to 1209 code for a protein of 402 amino acids. The record is from RefSeq and is a predicted model, not a curated record. Lineage: Eukaryota; Fungi; Ascomycota; Eurotiomycetes; Eurotiales; Aspergillaceae.